ACCCCUAAACCUCCAACAUGGCCGCCCUGCUGCCAGCCUCCUGUAGCGCAGGUGUGUUAGCAGCGCAGCUAGCUGCUCCGUGAUGACAGCUACCGGAAGUGGCAGCGGAGGAAGAGGAGGAGGAAGAGCAGGAGGGGGCGGAGUCUGUUUGUUGACAUCGGGACGAAAGCGAAAAUCAGAUGAUUGAGGACUGAAGACAGCUUCACCGAGCCCGUCACCAGGACACGAAGCCCAGGUCCUCUGUUCUGACCUGAGCCGGCAGCAGCAGCAGCGCGGGGCGAACAUGGCGGCCAAAGCGGGCGACGACCCGGACAGCCUCAUGACGCUGGCCACCGUGUUCUGCCUGAGGAACCUGAGGAAGACCAUGUGCUACCAGGGCUUCAGGAACAAGCUCUGCAUGCGCGCCGACAUCUUCCUGCCCAGCGAAAUCUGCGACAAACUCGUCAACACGUACAUGGAGCUGGUCCACACCGACAGCAACUUUGAGCCGGAGGAGAGCUUCUUCCAGCUGUUCUCGGACCCGCGCAGCACCAGGCUGACCCGGGUCCAGCUGAGGGAGGACUUCGUCCGGGACCGGGACCUGGAGGCCAUCAGGAAGCAGGACCUCAUCGAGCUCCACCUCACCUACUGCAACAGCCUGUCGUCCCGCAGCCUGAAGACCCUGUCCAGCUUCCGGGAGACGCUGGUGUCCCUCUGCCUGUUCGGCUGCAGUAACAUCUUCUACAGGAAGGGCGGCGCCCCGCUGGCCUGCACCGAGGACUCCGAGGACGAGGACGAGGACGUGCCGACGGCCCGGCAGGCCCUGGAGACGGACUUCAGCUUCCAGGGCUUCAACCGGCUGCGGCUGCUGAACCUGGGCCAGCUGCCGGACGACGUGGAGGCGGAGCCUCUGCUGCGGCCGCUGCGCUCCGUCACGGCGCUGGACCUGUCCAACGUCCGCCUGCAGGGGGCGGCCUUCCUCACGCAGUGGAGGGAGCGGCUGGCCUCGCUCGUCCUCUACAACGUGGACCUGUCGGAGGAAGUGGUCGGCACCGUGCUGGAGCUGGUCAACCUCAGACAUCUGGACCUGUCCCGGGAGAGCAGGCGGAACGUGAAGUUCAAGAUGACCCGGAAGAUCCUGACGGUUCUGGUGCAGCGGCUGCUCCACCUCGUCUCCCUGGACAUCUCGGGCCACAUCAUGCUGGACAACUGCACCGUGCCGCACUUCGAGGAGGCCGUGGGCCGGCCCAGCACCGAGCCGUGUAAGAGCAGCAUCUACCCGCUGCAGGAGCUGAAGAGGCCGCUGCAGUUCCUGGGCCUCUACGACACGACGCUCUGCAGCGUCACACACAUCCCGGCCUACAAGGUGACCGGGUCAAAGAACGAGGAUCAGGUUCUGAACGCCAUCGAGGCCUACACCGAGUUUCGCCCGGAGCUCGCGCACAAAGCCAUCAACCAGCUGUUCGACAUCGCCCGGAUACAGCACUGCAGCCAGCUGCUGCGGGCGCUGCAGCUGGUGAUCGCCGCCCUGAAGUGCCAUAAGUACGACAAGAGCAUCCAGGUGACGGGCAGCGCGGCGCUCUUCUACCUGACCAACACCGAGUACCGCGGCGACCAGAGCGUCCGCCUGCGCCGCGACGUCAUCCAGGUGGUUCUGAACGGGAUGGAGCAGUACCAGGAGGUCACCGUAAGUCAGGGGCGGGGCCUCAGCCAGGGGGUGGGGCAUGAGUCAGGGGCGGGACCAGAGACGAGUGCAGGGCCUCAGCCAGGGUGUGUGUGUGUGCAGUGCGACCAGGUGAUGGAGUUCUCCUGGAGCGCGCUCUGGAACAUCACCGAUGAGACGCCUGAUAACUGCCAGAUGUUCCUGAACUGCCGCGGCAUGAGCCUCUUCCUGGAGUGUCUGGAGGAGUUUCCAGACAAGCAGGAGCUCCACCGCAACAUGCUGGGGCUUCUGGGUAACGUGGCGGAGGUGAAGUCUCUACGGCCGCAGCUGCUCACGCCUCAGUUCAUCACCGUGUUCAGCAACCUGCUGGAGAGCAAGGCGGACGGCAUCGAGGUCUCCUACAACGCCUGCGGCGUUCUGUCUCACAUCAUGUUCGACGGGCCCCAGGUGUGGAGCAUGGAGGAGCCGCGGCGCGACGCCGUCAUGGACAGGAUGUGGGACGCCAUCCAGAGCUGGGACGUCAGCUCCCGCCGCAACAUCAACUACAGGUCGUUCGAGCCGAUCCUGCGGCUGCUUCCUCAGAGCAUCGCCCCCGUCAGCCAGCACUGGGCCACCUGGGCGCUCUACAACCUGGUGUCGGUUUACCCCAGUAAAUACUGUCCGCUGCUGAUUAAGGAAGGCGGCGUUGGUCUUUUGGAGAAAGUCCUUGAGCUGGACAGUUCCCAGCCGGAGACCAAGGAGAUGGCGAGGAAGGUGAUGGAGCAGUGUGAGAACUUCAAGGAGGAUCCGAUGGAGACCAACAACGGCCAGGAGGCCAACUACGGCCAGAGAGGCUGAUUCAGAACCAGAACCAGAACUCCCAGUCUGCAGCGGGUCCAGAACCGGCUGGUUUCUGCUUCUUUUACCGUUUCCUCUUGUUUCCUAGAGCAGAGCGAGUUCUGAACCCGAACAUUGGAGCCGCCAUGUUGGGUCGGGAGGGCUGUGUGUGUGUGUGUGUGUGUGUGUGUGUGUGUGUGUGUGUGUGUGUGGAGGAGUAGCACAGAUCUCCAGUUCUCAGAUGGGACUGGUGUUUCCUCCUGUGUUGGCGCCUGCGGCCCGGUCCGGUCCGGUCCGGCGCUGGACUCGUUGUUAAAUAUGUAAAUAUUCAGUGUGGGUUUCUUCUUUUACUGUGUGGAUGUUUUAUAAACGGCUGUAAACACUCAUGAUUCACAAUAUUUAAACGGAAACGACCUGCUGUCAUCCACACCAGCAGCCCUGGACAGAACCGGAACCAGUUAGCACAACCAGAACCGGAACCAGGUAAACAAAUGGAACUAGUUAGAGGACUGUGAACCAGUUAACUCUCCAGUUCAGCGACCUUGGACCAGUUGAACGACCUUGGACCAGUUGAACGACCUUGGACCAGUUGAGCGACCUUGGACC
Molecule: messenger RNA, 3064 nt
Organism: Poecilia reticulata (guppy)
Lineage: Eukaryota; Metazoa; Chordata; Actinopteri; Cyprinodontiformes; Poeciliidae
Source: RefSeq, a predicted model, not a curated record